AUGGCGUCCCUUUCGAAUCAACCAGCCCCGACUAGUGAGCCAGCACCAGGUCCUGCGCCCUCUCAGCAGAACCCAACUCCCCCUCCCUCCACGCCCCUUGCUCCGCAGCCCACCCCCAGCCCCCAGCCUUCAGAGUCGCCAAAGGACUCUCCGGAGCCAAAUCCAACCACCCCUCCUGCACCGCAGCAGCCGGAGCCCUCUCCGUCAAACCAACCUCAGCCUCAACCCCAACCCCGUCCUUCAGGAAACAACAACCCUCCACCCUCCCCUGAUCGAUCCCCAACGCCCAAUUCGCCUCCUUCCCAGAGCCAGAACCCAAGCCCAAACCCUCAGACCCCUUCGCCGGGAGGGACGCAGACUGCAUCCCCCGAUAACACGAGAACAGUCAUCAUCACAUCCACCGCAGAACCGUUUCCGUCCGCCGGUGAAAACCAAUUCCCCGGCGUGACCAAUUCCACUCCCCCGCCGUCUGCACUUCCCACCAGCUCCUCUGCCGCCCGACCCCCUAGCGGCCUCCCUCCCAGCGGCGCCAUCGUGCUCUCCGUCGUCGUCCCCAUGGUCUCGAUAACACUGAUCAUCCUCGUCCUGCUCUGGUGGUGGAGGCGACGCAGAGCAGCCAAACUCGCAGAGGAAGAGCGCAAACAGGAGAUCGAGGAAUACCGCUUCAACCCCAACCACGACCCCACCUUACCGUCCGUCGGCCUGGCUGGCGGCAAUUACGACGACUCCGCGGGCAUGAAAGACGGGAACGGCGGCGGAUAUCGCGGCUGGGGCAACACCACCACCGCCACCACCACCACCACCACCGCCGCACCUCGGAAAGCGCUCGACAAAUCCCUCCAGCGGCGCAGGCGGCCUGAACACGACCACAGACCGGUAUCGGGUGACUAUCCUCCCUUCGACCCUGUCGCUGAAGAUGAUCUCCCCAUUCCCGGCGUGGCGCCGGGCAACGCGCAGUAUUACGACGACGCGACGUAUUAUGCCGCGGAUGGGGGCCAGCAUGGCGGGCCGUUUGUAGAUAAUCCGUAUGGUGGCGGCCCGCCUGUCAUUCGGGAUGUGCAGGCGAGGCGGAAUACCAGGAUCGAGAAUCCGUCUGUGUUUCCGCAGCAGGGGAAUGCGGGAAUAUCGCAGAAUUUUUAG
Molecule: messenger RNA, 1140 nt
Organism: Paracoccidioides brasiliensis Pb18
Exons: 4
Coding region: 1-1140 (379 amino acids)
Source: RefSeq, a predicted model, not a curated record